AUGACUAGCCACCGCCGACCCGCGGGGAGAGUCUCCGUCAACAUCCGCUGCGUCAGUAGCCCGCCGGCCGUCGACACAUCUUACAAGACUAAUGUCCCGCGCAAUGCUAACAUGGCCAAACUCCAAGCAGGAUAUUUGUUUCCUGAGAUUGCCAGGAGAAGAGCAGCUCAUUUGCUGAAGUAUCCGGAUGCCAAGAUUAUAAGCCUUGGGAUAGGUGACACUACCGAGCCCAUUCCAAAUGUCAUAACAAAUGCAAUGGCAGAGAGAGCACAUGCCUUGUCAACAAUUGAUGGCUACAGCGGUUAUGGAGCUGAGCAAGGUGAAAAGAAACUCAGAGCAGCAAUUGCUGCAACCUAUUAUGCGGAUCUUGGUAUUGAAGAUUCAGAUAUAUUUGUCUCUGAUGGUGCCAAAUGUGACAUAUCUCGCUUGCAGGUCCUUUUUGGAUCUAAUGCGACAAUUGCGGUCCAAGAUCCAUCAUACCCUGCAUAUGUUGACUCAAGUGUUAUCAUGGGCCAAACUGACUUAUAUCAGCAAGAUGUUCAGAAGUACGGAAACAUUGAAUACAUGAGAUGCAGUCCAGAAAAUGGAUUUUUUCCUGAUCUGUCAACUGUCCCUCGGACAGAUAUUAUUUUCUUUUGUUCACCCAACAAUCCUACUGGUGCUGCUGCAUCUCGGGAGCAACUAAUCAAAUUAGUAAAAUUUGCAAAGGACAAUGGGUCCAUCAUAGUCUAUGAUUCUGCUUAUGCAAUGUACAUAUCAGAUGACAGCCCAAAGUCUAUCUUUGAAAUUCCUGGAGCAAAGGAGGUUGCUAUUGAGACAGCUUCAUUCUCGAAGUAUGCUGGGUUCACUGGUGUCCGUCUAGGUUGGACUGUUGUCCCCAAGGAGCUCCUUUUCUCAGAUGGACAUCCAGUUGCUAAAGAUUUCAAUCGUAUAGUUUGCACUUGCUUCAAUGGUGCAUCAAACAUUGCGCAAGCUGGUGGUUUAGCUUGCCUCUCUCCAGAGGGUCUAAAGGCUAUGCAUGAUGUUGUUGGCUUCUACAAGGAGAACACUGAAAUAAUUGUUGACACAUUUACAUCACUUGGAUUCAACGUGUAUGGUGCCAAGAACGCUCCUUACGUAUGGGUGCACUUCCCUGGCCGCAAUUCGUGGGAUGUGUUUGCUGAGAUCCUGGAGAAGGUGAAUGUGGUCACUACUCCUGGCAGUGGAUUUGGACCCGGCGGUGAAGGCUUUGUGAGGGUCAGCGCAUUCGGACACAGAGAUAACAUCAUUGAAGCCGCAAGGAGAUUAAAGCAGUUGUACAAGUGA
Miscanthus lutarioriparius is the source of this 1305-nucleotide messenger RNA. NCBI's taxonomy places the organism in Eukaryota, Viridiplantae, Streptophyta, Magnoliopsida, Poales, Poaceae. The record is from the annotation of a GenBank genome assembly.